Messenger RNA from Recurvomyces mirabilis, 1671 nucleotides. RefSeq lists its product as uncharacterized. The coding region runs from base 1 to 1671 and encodes 556 amino acids. Lineage: Eukaryota; Fungi; Ascomycota; Dothideomycetes; Mycosphaerellales; Teratosphaeriaceae. The record is from RefSeq and is a predicted model, not a curated record. The transcript has 3 exons.
AUGAUGACAGCCGCUGGCUACCGCGUCAGUGCGCCAGUCACCAUUGCCAGGCAAAAAUCCAAGGACACCAAAUUGCUCAACUUCUACAAACAAUUCCACGACGAGUUGUCCUUGCUUUCGAACAAUCUGCGGAAACUGGUCGCGAGCUUGCCGCGCAUACAAGCUGAGCUAAAAGAUCGGCUUUUGGCUUACGACAGCAAGGCUUGGGAAGAAGGCAUUGUUGAAGAGGCACUCGAACAGCGUCUCGGAGAUUUGCAGCAACCAUUCAUAUAUAGUCUCCAGGAAAUACUCAGAGCCCUAGAGGACAUCGUAAGCACGCAAUAUGUCAGACUGGAGGAUGGAGAGGCGCCGAGCAGUCCGAUCGGCGGCAAACCAAUCUACAAAAAGCUGAAGCAAUUGCGAGCAGAAGUUGGCAAGAACAAGGAGGGCUUUCGGGAGCGCUGGCGUUUCACGUCCAAGGAAGUAAAGUUACGCAAAAGCCUUAAAAUCCUCGUGGAUCGGAACCAGUACCUCGAGCGUCUGCUCCACCAGUCAAAUGCGCCAGUUGCUGUACAAGAUCCAGUCAGCACCACUGUUCGCGCACCGCCACCGAGGAAGAUCUGCGACCUGGCCACCACACUGCACUCGUCCCUGGUUGCACUCUCGUCCUGCAGCUGCCAUGCUCAACACGAGGCUCGGCUCUGUGUGAAUGUGCCGUUCGAUACGGAGGCCGGAGUGGUCCCGACACGCCUGGACUUAUAUCUUUCCAUGCCUGCGCAGGAAGCGGGAGCUCGCUGGCAGGAGUCACAUGUACAUGUUGACAUCGACAUUCAGCCGGAAGUCGCGGUCACAAGUCCCUCCUCUCGUGUCAGAUUCGACGACAGUAGUCCUGUGGAACGUGGUACGAAGCGACGUAGGCGAUCUUCCAUGACGGAGAUGUCCAGUAUGGAGCAGAUUAGCGCCAUGUGCAAUCUUGUUGAUCGCGCAUAUCACAAUGGGGCGAACACCGAGCUUCUGCUCAAUGGGCAAGCGCUUUGGCACAUCAAGUCCACCUCUCUGCGAAGGAAAGUACCUGAGCCAAAGACAUUGAAUGAUCUGCUUCGCACGAGAAAGCUGCUUAGCAGGCGUAACCGACAUCGCCUGGCAGUCAUCCUUGCAAAUGCAUUACUGCAUUUGAAGGAUAGCGAGUGGCUGCAAGACCGCUGGUCGAAGGAGGAGGUCCAUUUUAUGCACAUGUCCGACGGAAGUACCGACAUCAAGCGGCCGUACGUUGCUGUCGCCUUAGACGGAUCUGGUCCACCACAAACGACGGCUGGUGCCGAUGACUCGAUACACGAGUGCCCACCACUACUGAGCCUGGGCAUUAUGCUUCUGGAACUUGGCAUAUCGGAGUCUUUGCAAAGACGGCAGCUCAAAGAAGACCUGGUGGAGGGUGUGGCGACCGCCAACACGGAUUUCUUGACAGCGUUGCGCGUUCUUGACGAGUCUGUCGACGACCUGCACGACAGAUAUCGUGCUGCCGUCGAUGCUUGUCUCAACUGUCAUUUCUUGGAUCCCGACAUCGCGCGUGACUUUAGCAACGAGGCGUUCCAGAGUUUAGUGUACAAUAAUAUCGUGGUGCCCCUAGAGGAUGAGCUGUUGUCGGGCUGGAACGACAAGCCAGAAGACCUGUGGAACCAGCUGAGCGACUGA